GGAAGCGUCGGCUUCGCUGCUUUUCCACCUCUCCCUUUCGUGGCGAUGCUAAAAAAGCUCAGCAGAUCCGCGCGGUCGCCGCCAGCUCUUCCUCUUCGCUUGAUUAGCUUCAGCAAUCUCAGUUGACGACCCGAUUUGCGCAAUUUUUUAAGGCGGAGCCUUCGGAAUCUUAUCCUGUGACCACGCAGCGGGCUCGUUCCAGGCAGCGAUCCUUCCAGUUCCGGGCGCUGCUGCUCCUGCUGCGCCUGCGCGCAGUGUGGGGGGCGUGACCGCGUGACCGGCCGCGCAGCGGGGACCCCGCCGCCCGCCCCGGCUGCCUCGCGGGCCAUGCUGCCGCCUGCCGCCACGACACGUCAGUUCGGGUAGUUUUUUAAAGGCGCCCCCCCUCGGGUCCCAGCCUCGCCGUCACAGCUCUCUUGGCACCUACUCGGUCGCCCUCGUCUCUGGCGCCGCCCCCCCUUGGUGACCGGUGAUGGCAGCUGCUGCGUGGCUGUGUGGGCUCCUCUCGCUGCUGGCGGUGGCCGCCGCGGCGUCGGUGGAUGGGGCGGAGGAGGAGUGGGAGCCGCUGAUACGGAUGCCGACGGAGAAGGGGGGUAACGCUGCUGCUGCUGCUCCGGCGGCGGAGGAGGAUGAGGUGGGGACGAGGUGGGCCGUGCUCGUCGCGGGCUCCUCAGGCUACGGGAACUACCGGCACCAGGCCGAUGUAUGCCAUGCAUACCAGAUACUGCUGAAGGGAGGAGUGAAGGAGGAGAACAUCGUGGUGUUCAUGUACGAUGAUAUUGCCCAUAACAUUCUGAACCCAAGGCCUGGGGUUAUCAUUAACCAUCCUAAAGGUGAAAAUGUAUAUCCUGGUGUUCCAAAGGACUAUACAGGUGACCAGGUCACUACUGAAAAUUUCUUUGCUGUGCUCUUGGGCAAUAGAAGUGCAAUUACUGGAGGGAGUAAGAAGGUUAUAGACAGUAAACCAAAUGACCACAUAUUUAUCUAUUACUCAGAUCAUGGGGGUCCUGGAGUUCUUGGUAUGCCAAACUUGCCAUAUCUCUAUGCUGGUGACUUCAUCAAGGUUUUAAAAAAGAAGCAUGCUUCCAAUAGCUACUCGAAAAUGGUUAUAUAUGUUGAAGCAUGUGAAAGUGGCAGUAUCUUUGAGGGAUUAAUGCCACAAGAUCUAAAUAUUUAUGUCACUACUGCCUCAAAUCCUGUUGAAAAUAGUUGGGGAACAUACUGUCCUGGGAUGGACCCAUCACCCCCUCCUGAGUACAUUACCUGUUUAGGUGAUCUGUACAGUGUUUCUUGGAUGGAAGAUAGUCAAACCCACAAUCUAAUGAAGGAAACAAUCAAGGACCAGUACGAAGUGGUGAAAACAAGAACCUCAAACUUGAAGAAGUACAAAGAGGGUUCUCAUGUCAUGGAGUAUGGUGACAAGACCUUCACGAAUGAGAAGCUUUUCCUUUAUCAAGGUUUUGAUCCUGCUAAUGCUAACGCUGCAAACACGCUGCUUUGGCCUGGCCCAAAGGGUGCAGUAAAUCAGAGAGACGCAGAUCUUCUCUUCAUGUGGAAGAGGUACGAGCAGUUAGACGGGGGAUCUGAAGAGAAGCUGAGGGCUCUCAGAGAGAUUAAAGAAACUGUUCAACACAGGAAGCAUCUUGAUAGCAGCAUCGAUUUCAUCGGGAGACUUGUCUUUGGAUUUGAGAACGGGCCUAAAAUGCUUGAGGCUGUUAGGGCCUCUGGUCAACCAUUAGUCGAUGACUGGGAUUGUUUGAAGAGGAUGGUGCGGAUUUUCGAAGCCCAAUGCGGCUCGCUCACUCAGUACGGCAUGAAGUACAUGAGGGCGUUUGCAAACAUUUGCAACAGUGGUAUAUCUGAGGCAAAGAUGAGGGAGUCAAGCAUCAGCGCUUGCGGCGGUUACAACUCGGCGAGGUGGAGCCCAAUGGCUCAAGGACACAGCGCUUGAUCCGCUGCAGCCUAUAGCAAAGGUCCCCGAGGUCUAUGAAUUAUGAUGACAUCCUUUGUGCGAACUCGUGUGAUCUGGGGAAUGUAAGCCGCUCAGAAUGUGCGUUGGUUGAUCAGCUGUAUAUAUUGCAACGUGUGCCCGUACCAUGGUAAAGUCUGAUUUGCAACCAACUGCCGAAAUGAUUUAAGAUCA
Molecule: messenger RNA, 2143 nt
Organism: Setaria italica (foxtail millet)
Lineage: Eukaryota; Viridiplantae; Streptophyta; Magnoliopsida; Poales; Poaceae
Product: vacuolar-processing enzyme beta-isozyme 1
Exons: 9
Coding region: 473-1951 (492 amino acids)
Biological process (GO): vacuolar protein processing
Molecular function (GO): cysteine-type endopeptidase activity
Source: RefSeq, a predicted model, not a curated record